Molecule: messenger RNA, 1248 nt
Organism: Papaver somniferum (opium poppy)
Lineage: Eukaryota; Viridiplantae; Streptophyta; Magnoliopsida; Ranunculales; Papaveraceae
Product: ribonuclease H2 subunit B
Exons: 10
Coding region: 179-1009 (276 amino acids)
Biological process (GO): RNA catabolic process; ribonucleotide metabolic process
Cellular component (GO): nucleoplasm; ribonuclease H2 complex
Source: RefSeq, a predicted model, not a curated record
UACAGCAAUUAUCGACAAAAUAGAAAUACCCCAAUAUGGAAUUGGGGAUUUCUGUACAUCUUCUUACUCCUCCCGCCAUUUCUACAGCGUAAGAGAAGAUAGAAUUUUUGCCUAAAAAUGAUUUAGUAUCUCAGUGAUAUUCUUCUUAAAACGUCACACAUAUUAGCUCUCUAGAACAAUGUCUUGGUGGGAAGGAAACGAAGAAACUCGUCUUCUCAUUGCACCAGAAUCUGGCUCUUCAACUGGAACUGGAAAUGUGGAUGGAGUUAUGUUAUCUCUUAAACAUCCUAAGUCAGGAAACAAGGCCUGUUAUUUCCUUAACAAUGGAUCUCUUCAAGAGCUUAAUUGGUUUAAACAAUCUUAUGGAUCUUGGUUCUUAGGAGAUUAUGUUUGCCAAGAUGGAGGCCUGUAUAUUGCUACUGCAAUCGAUCCUGUGUUUCUCUUUCUGCCCAUUUUUGAUGAAGCUCGACUGAAGAAGAAUGGAGAUCAGGGGAUGUUCAGAUCAGUAGACGAGAUACUCUUUGUUGAUAACUAUCCUGGAUACCGACACUUGCUCUCUAUUGCAGAGGAUUGUAUGCAAAUAGUUUGUGAAAUGAAAGAAGUCGGAUCUUCAAAGUUUUUCAGACUCAAUGAUUCCAAGGUUUUAGCUUGGAUGUGCCAUAAGGUGUACCAGCUAAAAACAACCUUACCCACACUGGACAAAAAUUAUGGUGCUCAGAGUGAGAAAGACACAUUGAUUGAAGCAGUCGCACUAUUAGGGGAGUAUUUGAAUGAAGAGCGGGUGAAGCUCUUGUGCAAUCACUUAAAGCUGGAUCUACGGCAGGCACCUGAACCAUCAUCUCAUGAAUUUGUCCCACAUUUUGUAGAAACUGCUCCUGCUGACCAGGCGAAGAACAAUAGUAACAAGAAAACAUCAAACAGCGGGAAGCAAGCCAAGAAGAUGAAAGCUGAGACAAAUUCUCAAAAUAUUAAAGACAUGUUUCGUAGGGUGACAAGAAGUGGAAAAUGAGCUGAACGAGAUCUGCAAUUUGUACGAAAAACCUGAAUCUGAGUCAUUGUAAACAGUGAUUAUUGCCUAUUUUUCAAAGUUACAUAGUAAAAUUAGGUAGAAUACAAUACUCUGUAUUACUGAGCGUAUUUAUUUUUCGGUGAGUAUGAUAACAAGUCCUAAUUAAGUUUUCAUUUAAUGAGGGAGAAUUCAUAGACAAGUUUAUUUUCAUAUUAGUAUAUUUUAUUAUUCGGACAUCA